AUGAUGUACAACACCCUUGAUGUCAGGGCAGUGGAGAAUUCCAACGCACGCGGCUCAAGCGAGUAUCCAUUCGAAACUGACCCUCCCAGCCAAAACGCCGUGAAGUCCAAGUGCAAAUCCAGGCGAAUCCGGACAGCCUUCACACUGGAGCAGCUGCGUGUGCUGGAACACAGCUUCCGCUCCAGCCACUAUCUGUCUGUGUUGGAACGCUACGGCAUCGCCGCUGCCCUCCGCCUCUCCGAAACACAGGUCAAGAUCUGGUUUCAGAACCGCCGCACCAAAUGGAAGAAAGAGCGCGAGGGGAAAGCGGACGCCGAACAGUUCCCAAGUGAACACUCGUACCCCUCUCCUCCCGGCUGCUCGAAGACUUUCCCAUGCACUCCUCUGCAUUACUACAAGACAAUGCCUCUCUAUCCGCAACCAGCUUUCGUGCCUUCCCAAUUUCAUUACCAGAUGUACUGA
This is a messenger RNA of Anguilla anguilla (European eel), 462 nucleotides long. RefSeq names its product posterior neuron-specific homeobox (gene pnx). The transcript has a single exon. Gene Ontology annotation, molecular function: DNA binding; DNA-binding transcription factor activity, RNA polymerase II-specific. The record is from RefSeq and is a predicted model, not a curated record. The coding region runs from base 1 to 462 and encodes 153 amino acids. Gene Ontology annotation, biological process: regulation of DNA-templated transcription. Lineage: Eukaryota; Metazoa; Chordata; Actinopteri; Anguilliformes; Anguillidae.